This is a messenger RNA of Camelina sativa (false flax), 1254 nucleotides long. RefSeq lists its product as uncharacterized. NCBI's taxonomy places the organism in Eukaryota, Viridiplantae, Streptophyta, Magnoliopsida, Brassicales, Brassicaceae. The record is from RefSeq and is a predicted model, not a curated record. Gene Ontology annotation, molecular function: protein binding.
CUUCACUACUUCUCAUCCCCCAGCUCACACACACCCAUAAACCUGGAAAACAACAAAUCUCGAUCUCUUCUUCUUCUUCUACGUUCAACAAGAAUCUCAAAAACUCAGAUCAAGAAGAGAUGCUGCUACGAAGCGCUUCAACGCCACUUCUCAACUCCUUGGUUCAUGUCUCGAGUCCAAGGGAAUCACCGAUCGAAGCAGCGGAAUCUGUUCAUCAGAUUCAGCGUCACAGAUCCAUAACACUCUCUGCGUCUUCUUCCUCUUCUUGUUGUUACAGCCCGAUGUCUGCACACUCUAGCGACGAAUCUGCUAGGAGGAUGAAAAGACCGGCGUCGGAGAGCGAUCUACGACAUUUGACAUCGCCGAAACCGCCGGUGAGUAGUAAGUUUUUGACCGGCGGUGGUGCUCUGAUGGAGGAUACGGAAGAAGGUAUCGGAUUUGGUCUUGGUCUUGGCCUUAUACGUACGUCGUCUUACGAUGGUGAUUUGGGGAUGAGUUGGGCUUUGGAGGAAGAUACUGAGGUUGCUGGUGGUGGUGGUGGUGGGAUGUUUCACGGCGGAGGUAAAGGGAGGAGUGGUGGUAGAUCUGAUGGUCGUGGUGGUGAUGGAGGAGAUGAUAACACAGAUGUUCACUAUCGUAAGAUGAUUGAAGCGAAUCCUGGGAAUGGGAUCUUUCUAAGCAAUUACGCUAAAUUCUUGAAGGAGGUUCGAAAAGAUUACUUGAAAGCAGAGGAGUAUUGUGGGAGAGCGAUUCUGGUGAGUCCUAAUGAUGGUAAUGUUCUAGCCAUGUACGCUGAGUUGGUUUGGAAGAUUCAUAAGGAUUCAUCUCGUGCUGAGACUUACUUCAAUCAAGCUGUAGCAGCUGCUCCUGAGGACUGUUAUGUACAAGCUUCGUAUGCUCGAUUUCUUUGGGAUGCUGAAGAGGAAGAAGAAGAGGAGAAGGAAGAGAGACAUGAUGAAGAACUUGAGCAUCAAACUUCUCGCAUGAGUUUCUUCACCGGAUCUUCUCCAAUCACGGCCAUGUCUUAAACUCUCGUGGUCGGCAUUACCAAUCCAGUCCUUUUAAUAGAUUUAGAGAAACGUGUUACCGUCUACGAUCUUAUCUAACCCUUUUGUUUAAUGUGAAUUCUUUAAUCAAGUCUCUAUGGGGGGUGUCUCGAUGCUUGGUGUUCAAAAUUGGUCUCAGUUGUAGUAAUACCGCUGGAAGUAAAAUAAGAUAUGGAAUCAAAAGUUUUGCUUUUUUGAUGGAUGUAAA